Drosophila gunungcola (fruit fly) is the source of this 6089-nucleotide messenger RNA. Its product is annotated as serine/arginine repetitive matrix protein 1. Lineage: Eukaryota; Metazoa; Arthropoda; Insecta; Diptera; Drosophilidae. Gene Ontology annotation, biological process: negative regulation of centriole replication. Gene Ontology annotation, molecular function: microtubule binding. The record is from RefSeq and is a predicted model, not a curated record.
CAGGCCCUGCGUCAACUCCAACGCCGACGCUUUGGCUUCGGUCGGUGGAUUAUUUUCAGAGACCUUUCAGUUCAGGUUCAGUCGUGUUCGUAACGUCGUCGAGUAAAAAUCGAAAGGGCUUGAUCAGAAAGAUAUAUACAUAUAUCGGAAGCCUAAUCUAAUUUGGCCUUUAACAAUACAAACGCACUUUCUUUUCUACGCAUUAUAAAGGUGCGUGUGCAUAAGGAGAGUGAGAUAGAGACAGAAAGAGAGAAAGAGAGCGGUCAAACGAGCGUGCGAGAGGUGAAAUAUUCAAAUUUAAAGGCGAAGCGUGUGUGUUUGACCCAUGAAGAGUUAAAAACAGCAUCGCGAAUUGCAGAAAAUCGAGAAUAAAUAAACCCCUUCGGAAACGUGUUUGAUCUGUAUUUUUGGCACCUUGGUCUGGCAAACAGCAAAAGCAUUUCCCUAUGAUUGGCUCAUUCUGGAAUCUGUGCAGAGCGUGCCCAUCAAUGCCGGUAGACAAGCAGCUCCACUCGGAGUAUCGGAGCACUUAUCGUUGGCAUGAAUUUACGGGCAACUCGCGACCAGAGGUUGUGAGACGGGCGCCAGCCCCAAACCCAAGUCAAUUCGUUGGCCCGACAAAUGAGCCGCCAUUGCCGCGACGGAAAAAAUGUCCAGAAUUAGCAUAUAAAUCGCACGAGUUUAUUAUAGGAUCGGAAUAUACGGAUGCACGCCGAGAUGCCAGUGCACAUCGUUUGGCGAGAUCGGAGGAGCGGGGCGGAACACCCUCGCGACGCAGCAAAUCGGAGGGACCACCCGUCGUGCCCAAUGGACGAGCGUAUCCCGUUGCAACGGAGAUCGACGGAACCACAAGAAAACAGGCGGGUGAGUCAAAUGGGCUAUUCAAAAAGACCAUCACUAAGUUGAGCACUGAGUACCGCCUGCAAUUCGUUUGGCCCACUGUCCGACGGAUUAAGGGCGGCGGCGAGGCGACGUCUAGAGCCGCUGCCGGCGAUUAUCCGAGAAAGUCCAUAUCGCUGGGCGCCCUUCGGUCCGGCGGCCAGAGCCACAGUCACACCCAAAACCAGAGUCAGAGUCUGACCCAAGCCCAGAAUGGUCACACACAUCACACAAUGAUGGGUGGCGGUGCCGGCUUGCCCACGGUGCAUAAAAAACGUACAACAAAUCAGAAAGAAGCUACUCUACAUGAGUUGGAGCCCUUGGUUAGCGAUACGGAUGAUAGAAAAACGCACGAGAAACAAGUGACCAUUGUGGAGCGCAAGAUCACCUCGCGUCCGUUCUCGCAGGCCAUCGACCAGGAGCGCCUCAACCACUUCAUCACGAAAAAGGAGAACUUUGGCUUCGCCGAUGCCGCCUCGGCCGCCGCAGCCCUCAAGGAUGAGGUGGACAACCGGCAGCAGGGCGCCGAAUCGGGCCAGGUGGUUGUCCUGAACGGCUCCGCACCGCCGCACUCUAAGCCGAACUUGGAUUUGUGGUUUAAGGAGAUGGUUGAGCUCCGCAAAAAGGCUGGCGAAUACAAGUGUCGCGGCUGGGGCAUAGAAAUCGAUCCGGAAUUGUACAAGAAACAGAAGGAUCUGUGGGAUCAGGUUUCAAAGCGCAGCUCACUUUCAGCUCUUUCCCUAGCUUCGACUGUUCAUAGACCCAUUACAAAGGAGGAAAAGGAACAGGAGAACAAUAAGAAAUCCACGCCAUUACAAAAGACCCAGAAGCCUCGUGCUCCUGGCCAAGCCUUCUUGAUUGAUAAUAAGGAUGAGAUUUCAGCACUGCCAGCGCGCUUUAGCAAUAUUCGUCAUCACCUUGAACGCACCACGGGUCCGGAUGUGGAGGAGGGCGCUCUGCUGCCCUCGCCCACGCGCGAGAAACUGAUGCCGGCCAUAACCAAGCGGGAGUCGGAAUCCCAGAGGGGAAGUCCCAAGAAGACCGCCUUAUCCAGGCACGGAUCGCCCCAGAAGGGCAGUCCUCAGAAGGGCAGUCCCAAGAAGGUCCUCAAAUCCCGGUCGCAAUCCGCGGGUCCGGGCGUUGCUGAGAAUGAGUCACCGAAGCGGCAGAUCCGGUCGGCGAGUCAGGCGCCCAGCAGCCGCAAAAAGACGCCGACAACCGGAAGCGGAAGCGAACGCAAGGCACGCCCAUCCACCCUAUCCACAACAUUCCAAUCCCGCAUUAAAAGUAGUUCCCUGCCACCGCCCAACGGUAGAGUAGCCUCAGCGCCGCCAGCAACUGCAACAGCAACUGCAGCAGCAGCAGCAGCAGCAGCAGCAACCCGAGCGUCAGCCGCAGCAACAUCAGCAGCUAAAUCAGCAUUAAACGCUAAUCAGCCUCAUGCUAAUCAAUCACAAUCAUCACAAGCCAAGAGCGGCAGGCAAAUUUUAAAACCAUCGGCAACAUCCGCCCAACAGCAGCAACAGCAAAUGCGUAAGAAAGACAAAGAUAGAUCGAAUAGUAGUUGCAUUGGCAAUGGUAGUCAUGUUGGUGCUGGUAGCGGUAGUCAAGCAAAUAGUGCCAAGCAUCUGCAGAAUAAGCAAAAGCAACAACAACUACAGCAGCAACAGCAACAUCAAAAGCAACAACAACAACAGCAACCGCAACAGCAACAGCAACACGAUGUUUCAGCAGCAACAGCAGCAGCAACAUCGGCUCAAAUUCCAACCCGGCCUGCAACCAUCAACAUCAAACGGCUCACGGUACCAGGUCAGGAUAGAAAAUUGGCUGAAAACGAAGGCGAGGAUGGUCGUGAGACUGCCAUUUCCAUUUCCAGCUGCAGCCCCCAGCCUCCCGUGCCGGAAGUGCCCGAGGAGCCCCUGGUGAAGUCCCCACCAGAACCGACCCGGGUCAAGUCCCCGGAGCAGAUCAUAAUGCGCUCUCCCGAUCCAGUCAACUGGACGGUGCCCCUUGACACCGGCAAAACCUUCACCGUCACACAGAAUGUCAAAGACGGGGAGAACUACAGCCGACCGCAGAGCGAGAUAAAAGCGUCGACGCCGGUGGAGAAGCCCCCACCGCCACCACAAUCGGCACCGCCACAACUAACCGAACAGGCUAAAAUGGACGCCUGGAAGUCCUGCAGUCCAACCACCAGUGCCGCGAUCUACGGCAAAACGCUGACGCCCCAUGCCACGCCCACCGGCCAGCCGGGCGGGGCGGUGCGGUGCACUGCGGCCCAGGAUCAGCCGCCCCAGCAGCCAGAUCCGGCGAUGUCGUCCUCCUCGUCGACGGGCACGGCCUCCACCGCCCGGACAACUGCAGCGGAGGUCCUGGAGAAGGCUCGCGACCGCUUUGAUCGAUUCUGGGGCAGCAGCGCCAGCAAGGAGGAGAGCGUGUAGAUCCUGGACACGAGAUGCUGGUCAGGUAGUCAGUGCUUUUCAAGUGCAAAAUGUAUUCCUCAAGGCAGUUAGUUGGCCCUUGAUAGCAAGCAAUUAUGAUACGUAAUAGACGUUAUGCAAUACCUAAACAUAUACCCCAUCUAUCGUAUCCGAGAGCCUGAUUCCAGUGCGACACUUUUCUCCAUGCAAGUUAAAGUCAUAUUCGUUUAACCAAAAUUAUAAAUAAUUUUUGGUUUGCAUUUAGGUCCAAAAGUUAAAAUGGGCUUAUAAACUGCAUAGCUUUAGAACUAAUUCCAAUAUUUGAAGAAUUCGCUAAUAAUAAUAGGCAACGUAUUGUUUUAACCAGCCAGUUACAAAAAGGAAAAUAUUUCUAUUUCAAACUUUAGAUUUUUCAAAAGUUUCUCAUUUCUUAUUUAAGUUCUGAUCUAAGAAUUCCUACACUAACUGAGUUCUACUUUGCCUCUGAUUGGCUCUAUUCGUACAAAUUAUAUUAGCAAUGUUUUUGUUAGUAUUGGUAAAUAUUAUUUGGUAUUUUUAUUUCAACUCAAAUUUUGUUCAAAAUUUAAUUUAUAUUCGAUAAAAAAAUGAAAAGGAAAAUAUGUCGUAAUGAAAUCGGGAUAAGGGUAUAAGGGAAUCUCUUUCCGACUUGGCUUGAAUAUAAUGUUAAAUUCGCUUUUGGUUUCCUAGUUAAAGUGCUGCAAGCAAAUCUAAUCAGGCCAAAUGUCAUCUAACGACACGAGCAAUACACAAACAAUUUAUUUAUGUAAGACACUUUCACUGCCUUUACCCGAACAGAAAACAAAAUCAAACCAAUGUGGUAUACUUUGCAAUUAUCUCAAAAUAACUUUGCAAUAUUUCGAUAUCAUUAAAUCAUAAACAAUAAAUAUUUAAAUGGGACAAACAUCACCGCAAAGACCCGUCCAAAAAGUGAGGCCAUUCGACACGAGAUAUACUCACAUUUUUGUAACUUGCAUUAGUUGAGUAACCAAGCCGUAUAUUUGGGUAAUGCAUAAGGUGAUCUAAGCUAAACUGCUGAUCCGUCAAAUACCAAAAGUUGAUAAUAGAUUUUGCACAUGAACUACAAAAGGGAAGUACCAAAUACGACAACAGGAUGUUAAGAAUAAUUUAAGAUACAUUUUGGCUUAUAAAAACUUAAGGCAAAUGAUGAUUAAAAUAAAGCAACUACACAAUAAAACUACACAAAAACUGCAACAAAUUGAGAAUAUGCUUUGAAAAGCUGUGAAACUAGUUUCAGACAUUUCUUAUAUACCUAUAACGUGUCUGUGAAAAUAGUCGACAUGGAAACAAAGAUCAAACGAAAUCGAAAACAACUUAAUUGAUUCAAUCAUGUUUUGAGUAUACUAGCGCUUAAAUGAUGAAGACAAAUGCUUCCCGAAGGGCAAUAGCUUUGAGAAAGUUGAUGUAAUUUUUACGAGCAUUUGUUGGACUUUGUUUUUUAUAUCUCUCCGCGUACACAGUGUUUUAGUACAAACUAAAUACCAAUUAACUUUCAGUUUGGCAGAAACUUUUUUCCCGUAGGUUUUCACCUAAAAGCUUAAAAGUUGAGCCUCUCAAAGAAAGUACAGAAAAAAGACAAAACGUGUAAGCUGAAGUUAAAAUUUCAUUGCCAAUAAGUUGUGUGAUUAACUUCAGUAUUGAGCUUAAUUGUUGCUUGCCUAUAUAUAUUUUAAUAAAAAACACAAGUAAACGAAACCAAAAAAAAAUUAAGAAGAAAAUUUACGUCACUUCUAUGGUAUUUAUUAAACAGUUAAAUAUUUUGUAUGUGUUUUUCAUGAAUGAACCUGUUUGUUAGUUGAAAUCGAUGAGUUACAGAAUGUCAUUGAUAGUUACCGAGUUAGUGCAUAUUAUCAAGUGCCCCUAAGAACAAUAACUGUUUGUUACGAUCAUUCUAAAAAUUAUCACCGAUUCGAUCCCGUCAAGUGCAUUGGUUAAAAAUAAAUAACAAAGAAACUUAACUAAACACCGGCAAUCAUCAAAAUCUCAAGAAAUAACAAGACAGACGAAACAAACAGGAAAUGCACACUUACAUACACAAACACUAUUAUAUUUCCAGUUACAGUUUGAUAAAUAAAAACUUGACACAACCGAAUGGUAGGCUCUUAAACUCAUUUAGUUUUAAAUAUCGUACUUAACAAAUUUUAGGCAACUUUAAUAUGAAUCUACUUAAGAACGAACUUGAUAUAUAUUCUAGCUUGUUUACAAAGAAUAUGAAAUGAUUAACAAGAAAGAGAAGGUAAACCUAAACAAAUUAUAACCCAAAAACGAAUAGGCGCACGACAAAGGCUUUUUCUUAAAAAACAAUGGUAAAAUCGAUUUUUAUAAACACUUAAGUGAAAGUCAAAAUAAUACAAAUUUUCCAUUUUCGGUUGACUCACAUGGAAAUAUUAAAAAUCACAAACCAAUUAAAUAAAUUUAAAAAUCAGACUUUCACGCCUAAAUGCGCCCACGAUUUUAAGAUUUAAAAAAGCGUCAUACGAAAUGCAAUAAAACCAAUAACGAUACAACCCGAUUGAUAAUUUUUUCUGAAUUGUCAUAAAAAAAGGCACACCAAAUAGCCUUCAUAGAAAUGCUAAAUAACACAAUACAAUAUUAUUAUAAACGUACUUAAAAAAGAGACAGAAUCAUUUGAAAGAGGAUUAAUUAAUAUAACAAAAUAGAAAGAAAAAAUCAAGUGAUGGUAAAAUGAUUAUAACAUUGUAUGAACCGAAUAAAAAUGAAAAAUGCAUAUAAACGUUUUAAAAACUAUGU